AUGCAAUCUUCAGCACCCUUGAUUGCCUCUGGAAACAUUCAGGCACGGGACGAGGAGUUUUCGGUCGAUCUUCAAACCAUUGAGACAGAAUCCGCAGCUGCCGCCCACCAGAUCGUUACCGAGUACUUACUAGAACGAUGUAACGUGUUCAAAGAGCUUUCAGAAAUAAGGCGAAGAGUAUGUGCAUCCGUUACCGAUUUAUCCUUUGGGCUCCAAGACAAUGUACUUAUGUGCGGUCACCCCAUACAGGGAUGGGAAAACCCUGAAGGAGAUGAAUACUGGGAGAAAAGACGUCAUACUGCAGACAAUCCAAGUCCAAGAACCCAACAAAUUUUCUUCGAAAUGACGAAACGUAUAGGGGCCGAAAUGCAGGGCUCGACUAAGGCAUUCACCCUCCAGUUGCCGGCAUCUACCAACCCCGGGAUUCUGGACAUGGGAUCUGCCCCAGGCGGGUUCCUCACUGCAGCAAUGAAAGCAAACCCCCGUUCAGAUGUCGUAGCUCUAACUCUGCCGCCUUCGAGUGGGGGCUACGAAAUUCUUGCUCCCGAGCAUCUGAGACUGUCCGUGAAGUUGGUGGAUGUGACAAUGAUGGCGGCAGACUUAGGGGUUCUAGACAUUCCGGCAGAACAUCCGGAUGCACUCCAGUUUCACCCAAAGCAGCUGAAAGAUGGACAGAAAUUCGGGCUUGUGAUUUGUGGCGGCAGUACAGUCCGAAAUCAUAAGGUAGCAACGUAUCGCCAGGGGCGUGAAAGCUGCCGGCUCAUAAUGGCUCAAGUUGUUCUUGGCUUGGAGCGCCUGGUCCCCGGGGGAACGAUGAUUCUGCUCCUCCACAAGCCAGAGGCGUGGCCGACAGUUAAGAUCCUAUACACUUUCAGCAAGUUCGCCUCCGUGAAGCUUUUCAAGCCAAAAUCAGCACAUGGGGCGCGCUCGUCGUUCUACAUGGUUGCAACCAAUAUUCAAAUCCAGCAGGAAGGCGCUAUGAUUGCUCUGGCUAAAUGGAAGAAGAUAUGGCAUGAGUGUACAUUUGGGACGGAAGAACAGUAUCGAGAAGCCUUCCGCGAGGACCAGCUGGACGUCCAUCAAGUGUUGGCGGAAUUUGGACCGGAACUCAUCCGGAUGAGCAAGCGAGUUUGGUCCAUUCAAAAGUCCAAUCUAUCUAAAGCGCCUUUCAUUCGAGGUACCCAAGGUAGACAAGCUUUGAAAUAG
Clonostachys solani is the source of this 1206-nucleotide messenger RNA. The record is from the annotation of a GenBank genome assembly. Lineage: Eukaryota; Fungi; Ascomycota; Sordariomycetes; Hypocreales; Bionectriaceae.